Molecule: messenger RNA, 603 nt
Organism: Parastagonospora nodorum SN15
Lineage: Eukaryota; Fungi; Ascomycota; Dothideomycetes; Pleosporales; Phaeosphaeriaceae
Exons: 2
Coding region: 1-603 (200 amino acids)
Source: RefSeq, a predicted model, not a curated record
AUGUCCACUCACGCUCAUGCUCGGAUCCGCCACACCGGGCCCGUCCGACCCCUCAAUCGGCGAGAGAGGAUCCAGGAGACAUCAACAAACGGAAGACUGCUGCUCAAGUGGGGAAGAAAUGAGAAGCUCAAUGAAGUCGUCGUAUGGGCAAGCCAAGUUGCCAAUUCUUCUCCUUCAAGCGACACACCCUCUCUCCAAAUGUUACCGGACCGUCAAUCAAAGCAGCUUGGCACAGGCUUGGAUGCAUCUGAUAGGGGUCUUCUCCCCAAGAGCGAUGAGUACACCGUUAAGGAACAGUCACACACGCCUUCCACCCAACCAGAUGUCUGUAUAGAUUUUGUCACGCAAACAGCACCUAGCGAUAUCGACAGCCACGGUCCGCUCGGCGGUGCGCAUGCUAUAAGCGUUUUGUACUACUGGCACCGUAUCGCCCCCUAUACGCCCGAAGCACGGUCACUGGCCCUCCGUUUACGCUUGCUAUUCCCCGUAACCCAACGCAGUUCUCAUCUUGUGAGCUUGGGCAUAAAGUACCCUGUCUUCCGCCUCAUCGCCACUGGCCAAGACACACCCGAAAACCUCGCCACACUCCUCGGACCGGACUAG